Messenger RNA from Pieris brassicae (large cabbage white), 2395 nucleotides. RefSeq lists its product as uncharacterized. The transcript has 8 exons. The record is from RefSeq and is a predicted model, not a curated record. Lineage: Eukaryota; Metazoa; Arthropoda; Insecta; Lepidoptera; Pieridae. The coding region runs from base 150 to 971 and encodes 273 amino acids.
AGAGCUCACGUCAUGACAAUAAAAUAAUCGCUUUUAAUUCGAAUAUAAGAAAUGAAAUUUUGACGUUGACAAUAAAAGAAAAUAGGGAAAAUUUGGAAAAUAUUACAAGAAAAUACUUUUGUGUUGGUGACUGAACGCUGCGUAACAGAAUGUGGUCAACACUUCCGGCGUGGUUUAUCACAAUUUGCGUGUGCGCUUGCGCUCAACGCAUCGACCAGGAACCUUUGCUUUCUCCACGCCAGUCGCGGGUUCGUGACCGGGAAGUGAAACCUGAUGAACCUACCUGUGACCAGCUGAAGGCUAUGUGGAGGUUUUCGAAGAGGCAAGCUCGAGCCCCCGAAAUAAUGAACGAGGUUAAUUCCUACCGCGAUCCGUUGCUGUACAAUGAGUGGCCCGUCUACACAGCCAUGCCCAGAGCUGCCCCUAGAUUCCGCUACCAGUACCCCGCUAUGCCACGUGAGGCAUAUGGUCGAGUGAUUACGAAGGCACCACCGAAUGUAGUCCGCACACCUGACUAUGGAGAAAUGUUCGGAAUGUUGAACGUUCCCCAUACAUCUGGCAAAAUCCUGCGGUUCCCGGGACCUUCUAGACCUCGAGGCGGGUCCACUUUUAUGGUGCCACCUCAACGGGACAGAUUUGAGGCGCUGAAGAAGCUUAUAAGACAAGAACAUAUCCGCGAACUACAAAGGAAAUAUGAGACCGAGCAGAAACAUGAACUAAAGGAAAUCGUUGCGGGUCGAGGCAAUGAGGAGUAUCCGUAUGGGGCGUAUGGUGAGCAGGAACCUCGGGGCCUACAGCCCCUUGAGUAUGCAGCUGAUGACCCCACCGCUAGACACAAUAAGAAACCAACUGCCGGCAGCCGUCAAGUAUCCCAGUUCUCGCGUUACUCCGAUGUGAUGCUGCCACCGGUACGCCGUACAGUCUACCCUUACAUGGACUACCCUCUCCCUGAAUAUAUCCCCUACUACUGAGCCCCUCCCUCGAUCAAAGGCAUCAGACAUUCCCAGGGGCAACCCGCGUACAACUCUUCAGGCUUUAAAACCCAUUUAUAUCAGUAUUAAUGGUCAUAUCUAUACCAUAUCGCUUUCGCUUCUCGACGCGAGCUUUGCGUUAUUUUUUUAUAAGUGAAAUUUUUUACGUAGAUUCGAAUUUUAUCUAAUAUUUUUAUAGCGUAAGAUUAGAUGUUUUAGGACUUCCAUGUGACAAUAAUUGCUUUUGAUUAAUAUACAAGAUCAAUUAAUUUCCCGUCAAUUCGGCGACCGACAAUAAUAUUCUACAAUCGAUGUUUAGUGUAAGAUGUUUGUUAGUGAUAAUUGAACCUUGGAAUCUUCUGUGGAAACCCACAAUUGUAUGUUCCGCGGCGUUCAGUCUGAGCCCGACGAAAACGUGGAAUAAAACUAUACUGCUCUGUUACCUAAGUAUUUUUAUGUACCCGCCCAUAACAGGAUAUCUAGUCGAUAUUUGUUUCAUCACCUCAGCCAAUUUAAUCGCAUUUAUUUUAAAGUUAGUAGAUCGUUUGAAUACCAUAUAAAUAUCGUUGUGAUUAGACGCUAAGUACUUACUAAAACUUUCAAAAGCCUUCGAGACGGCUGUCGGUGUCGGCUGUGCUGUUUUCGAUUGACGUUACAUGGGUAGGCACAACUGGACACCGGCAAAAAUGCUUUAACUACAUUUAAAUGUUUCAUGUUUAUAGAUUAUUUGUAAAUUAGCAGAAGUGCGACACGUGCUUAUGUAUUGAUUAAUACAUAGGAUUAGGUUAAGCAGCCCGAUGCAAGUCCAUACACAACAAUAGAGUGAAACCAGAGGGCGCUUUACAGCGUAUAAUAUUUUCUUAAUUUAAAUAUAUAUAUAUAUAUAGGCUGCGUAACGUUGUUAACUAUUUGUGUAUUAUGUAUUGUGUCAAAUCUUUCGACUUGUAUUACGACGAACCGUCGACAUAACUUACAGACUAUGAAAUUUGGCUUUAAAAUAUUGUAUUACUUAUUACAGCUUUAAGCUAGUCAAUAUUCGUUAUCCUUCUAUUUGAAAUGGACAAACGUCCCUUCCUACAUUACUAAUGUAUACAAUCGUUUAUUUAUAUAUAAUAUUUUAACAAUAUUCUGUAGAGAUUUACAAACUUAUUUUAAUAUCUAUGGAUGCAUAUUUAAUUGAAAUUGAGCAUGUCAUUCAUAUCCUGAUCAAUAAUUAGUAAUAAUUGUAAUUCGUGUACUUAGAUGUGCAUAACAUAUCCUGUCAGUGCGACAUUUCUUAUCAUAUCGAAACUAAAAUUUUGAAAAAUAAUUUUUGUGAAUUAUAAGUAUAUAACAUAAUAUAUGACAAUAAUAUGCUGAUAUAGCAUUGUAAAUUAUGACAAUAAAUUAUAUCUCUUGACAAUAAAAUGUUUAGAAUGAGUGUA